Molecule: messenger RNA, 1494 nt
Organism: Fusarium graminearum PH-1
Lineage: Eukaryota; Fungi; Ascomycota; Sordariomycetes; Hypocreales; Nectriaceae
Exons: 6
Coding region: 1-1494 (497 amino acids)
Biological process (GO): transmembrane transport; carbohydrate transport
Cellular component (GO): membrane
Molecular function (GO): carbohydrate:proton symporter activity
Source: RefSeq, a predicted model, not a curated record
AUGACUGCACCACUUUCGACAUCGCUUUUCAAGAACCCCAGCCUCAUGAGGUUGUAUCUUCUCUUAAUUCCUGGCUCUUUGAUCGUCAGCGCGGCCAUGGGUUACGAUUCGAGUCUCAUGAAUGGAAUUCAGGGAGUCAAUCGGUGGCAAGACUUCUUUAACCAUCCCGAGGGCUCUCUCUUGGGCAUCAUGAACGCCAUCCUUCCACUCGGAGCGGUGUUUGGUACUGUUCCAGCAGCUUGGAUAUCUGACCACUAUGGCAGAAGGUGGGCAAUGGCUGUCGGCGACAUUAUCGUUAUCCUUUCAACCAUUAUCCAGACGGCCAGCAUCAACACGGGCAUGUAUAUGGCCUCCCGAUUUCUCAUCGGUUUCGGAAUCACGAUUGCAUCCAGCUCUGCCCCAAUGCUUGCCGCCGAACUUGCUCACCCCGAAUCGCGAACGACCCUCACAUCGAUGUAUAAUACACUCUGGUACCUGGGAUCAAUCAUCGCUGCUUGGACCACAUACGGCACAUAUCGAAUCAACUCUGAAUGGUCUUGGCGCCUUCCUACAGCUCUUCAAGCCCUGCCAGCCAUCGUCAACCUGGUCGGGCUCUGGUUCCUUCCCGAAAGCCCCCGAUGGCUAGUUGGUCAAGAUCGUCAUGAGGAUGCCCGUGCUAUCCUCAUCAAGUAUCACGCAGGUGGUGACGAGAAUUCUGCUUUUGUUGCGGCUGAGUUUGAGGAAAUCCGAGCCGCCCUUCAACUUGAGCUCGCUGGUACUCGCUCCUGGAAGGAACUCGUCCAGACUAAGGCCAACAGACAUCGUACAUUUCUUGUUCUUUGCUGUGCCUUUUUCCCUCAAUGGUCAGGAAAUGGAUUGGUUUCUUACUACAUCGCACCCGUUCUCAGAUCCAUUGGUAUCAACUCUCAAGAAGACAUUACCCUUAUCAACGGUAUUCUUCAAAUUUGGAACAUGAUCGUCGCUAUGACUGGUGCUAACCUCAUCAACCGCGUUGGACGUCGGCCUCUUUUCAUCGUGGCUACCUCGUGCAUGCUGGCGGGUAUGGUAGCAUGGACCAUCACUGGUAGUGUUUUCGCGCGAACCAAGUCAGAAGCCACUGGUGCCGGUAUUCUCACCUGCGUCAUAUUCUUCGCCUCCUCUUACAACAUCUGCUGGAACCCACUGGCAGUUGCGUACCCAGUCGAGAUCCUCCCAUUCAAUAUCAGAGCCAAAGGUAUUACUUUGCUGAUGGGAUCUAUUAAAGGAGCUAGCUUCUUCAACCAGUUUGUCAAUCCCAUUGGUCUCAAGAACCUGGGUUGGAAGUACUACAUUGUGUACUGUGUCUGGCUGUGCUUUGUCUUGCUAACAGUAUUCUUCAUGUUUCCUGAAACCAAGAACCGGUCUCUAGAAGAGAUUUCUGAAGUCUUUGAAAAGUACUCUGAUGAGCAGACCGAGAAGAAGUUGGAAGCAACUAGUGUUGAGUGCGUCGAACAUCGCAAGGGCGAAAAGAAUUGA